This is a messenger RNA of Puntigrus tetrazona (Sumatra barb), 4075 nucleotides long. RefSeq names its product GTPase IMAP family member 8-like. The transcript is spliced from 5 exons. NCBI's taxonomy places the organism in Eukaryota, Metazoa, Chordata, Actinopteri, Cypriniformes, Cyprinidae. Bases 530 to 2227 code for a protein of 565 amino acids. The record is from RefSeq and is a predicted model, not a curated record. Gene Ontology annotation, molecular function: GTP binding.
UAAAGCUCAACUCAGCUCUGCUGUUCUCAAUGUUUCAUGUGAUUUAUUUAUGUUUUUUUUACUUGUUUGAAGCGUCAUCCUUGUGAUCUGUCUGGAGUCUCGUUCAAUAAAGAUGGCGGAGGGAACUUCUGAACCCAAAAGAAAAGGUUUCUGUCGUCUUAGUCACAUAACCUUCAUAUAAUUAUAUGCUCUUAGUCUUAAAGUGCUUUCUCAACAAAUAUGAUUAUAUAUAUAAACAAAAUAUGAAUUUGAACAAAUACACAAGUUAUAUCAAGAAGACUCAGGAAGAAGAAAUUCAGUUUUCACAGUAACACCGACCACACCUGCUGCCAUCAAAAUGACGAAAACAAGGAGAACAGGUUUAGCCAACAGCCAUGGAAAUUACUCAAGGCAGUGACUAUUUGCGCAACUUAGUGCAAAUAGCCAUAGAUUAUAUUCACACCGUUAAAAUGGCAGGAUAUUCUGCUGAUUAUACUUCUUAUUGCAGAUAGUGGCAAUUAUCUGCAGUUAAAAUGCAAGAAAGCAUUGAAUGCACUCAGUCAAUUCUUUAGAAACUCGAGAAGAAAGUGGGGGCAGAAGAAAGAUGUCAUCCAUCAGCUCCAGUCCAGAUGAUCCAGUGAUCCGGAUUCUCCUGAUGGGCAGAAAGGGUUCUGGGAAAAGCUCAUCUGGAAACACAAUACUGGGAGAAAAGAAGUUUAAAGACCAAAAACGCAAGAAGAAAAAUAAAGCUGGAGUUUUUGAGGGUAAAUCUGAAAUCGGUGGAAAGCAAAUCGCUGUAAUUGACUGUCCGGAUCUACUGCAUCCAGAUCUGAAUAAAGAGCAGCAGAAGACAAAGACAGACCAGCUGAUUUCUCAAUGUUCAGGAGGUUUCAGUGCAGUUCUGCUUACCGUUUCUCUAGAGAAACCUCUGGAAAAUGAGGAAGAGAUUCUGUAUUAUAUUAAGUGUUUAUUUGGCCCUGAAGUUCAAAAAUACAUCAUGAUUCUGUUCACGCAUGGAGAUGAACUGGACGAUGAUGAGACCAUUGAUGAAUACCUAAAACACGAAGAUCAUGAGGAUCUCAAGCAACUGGUGACAGAAUGCAAGGGAAAAUUUCACUGUUUUAAUAAUAAAAGUGAAUCAGAUGAGAGUGUCAGACGUCAGAAACAAGAACUACUGCGCAAGAUUGAAGGAAUGACGAUGGAGAAUGGAGGAAAAUUUAUCAUGAAACAAAUGAGGAGGAGAUCAAGCAUGGAAAUUCCUGAUAUCUUUUUUGAUCCAGAUAAGACUGAUGUGAUUCCUGAGAUGAAUGGCCAGAUCAGGCUGGUUCUGCUUGGAAAAACUGGAGCUGGAAAAAGUGCCACUGGAAACACUAUCGUAGGUAGAAACGUGUUUGAAUCUUCAGCCAGCUCAACCUCUCAGACCAAACAGUGUCACUCAGAAACUAGAGUAAGGUUUGGUACAGAAAUAUCAGUGAUCGACACUCCGGGACUUUAUGAUACCAAACUCAGCGAAGAUGAGAUUAAAAGUGAAAUAGGAAAAUGCAUGACAUUCACUUGUCCAGGACCACAUGCUUUUCUCAUAGUGAUUAAAGUGGGUCGAUUUACUGAGGAGGAGAAAAAUACAAUAAAGAAACUUAAAGAAGUGUUUGGAGAAUGUAUGGAAAAAUAUUCCAUGAUCAUCUUAACUCAUAAAAAACAGUUAAAGAAAAAGCAAACCAUUGAGCAAUAUCUUGAAAAAGGUGAUCCAGCUCUUAAAGAACUUGUAGAGAGCUGCGGAAACCGAAUCUUCUGUCUGGACAACGAGUCUGCCAGUUUCCCACAGUACAAAGAUCUGAUCGGUCAAGUUAAGACAAUGGUGGCGGAAAACGGACACUUUUCAAAUGAGAUGUUUGAGGAAGCAGAGAAAUGCAUUCAGGAGAUUCAGAAGCAGAAACUCGAAAAGAAAGUAAAGCGGUUCACGCAGGAGAGCGGACGAACAGAAUGGCAGAAAAUAUACUGGCGUUUAGCAGAGGAGUCGCGGCUCGAGGCUAAGAAAUGUUUUUCGGACUCAUUCAUGGCAGACCUUCUUAUGCAUCCUCAUGUAACAGGAUCAGAUGUACGCAAAGCACUGGAGGUGGUGACCCUCGAGGAGAAAGAGAACACCAUAAAGGAAGCUGAGGGCAAGGGAAUCAGACACGCAGUGGCUGUUCAACUCGCAAUCAAUGCCACGCGAAAACUAGCAAAACAGAAAAUGUGUACGGUUCAGUGAAAAACUCAAUGAGACAGAAGACAAGUUUGGCCUAAAUGAUCUUUGUGCCCCCAUCUGCAACAUUUCCUUUUUUUACCGUUUAAUCUUUUUUCUCCGCAGUUCUGUUUCUGGUCUAUUCUUUAUAUCCUUUUUGAUUAGCUGCACCGCAUCGGGUUUCAGAGACAUGACUGACAUCUGCUCUUUAAUUAUCUCACGCUCAGUUCCACUGAGCAGGCUAGUAUUAAACGUGAGCUUGGAAGUCCCAAGACAAUUUUUAAUAUAACUCUAAUUAGAUUUGUCUGAAAGAACAAAGUCACAUACACCUAGGACGCAUUUUUGGGUGAACUAACCCUUGAAAAGAUGAGGCAGUGAUCGGUCAAAUACCUUAAAGAGCCACAAAAUGGCAUUUAUUGUCUUCUGUCUGUGUGUUAUCACAGACAGAAGACUCUUUGCUCUGCCAUGAAUUUCUUGGCAAAGUUCUGCGGUAUAUGUCCAAACUCCACGCUGGUAGAGAUAGCACUUUAUUAUGCUGGCGGAAGUAAUAAUACCCUCAUUGAAAAGUGAAAAGGACUGUUGAUCAUUCUAAAUCCAACUCAUAGUCUUUUGUGCAAAAUGCUUUUAAUGUUCAGAUUAAAUAUACCACACCCCUAUUUAGAUAAUAAAGGAACAGUUCACCCAAAAAUGUAAACUCUGCCUUGUUCUGCCGCAACAAAAAGUAAGACAUUUUGAAUAAAGUUUAUAACCAGGCUGUUUUGGGUCCCCGGUUUUAUUCAAUGCAUAAAAACAAUUGAAUUAAUUUCUACUUUAGAUUUGUAGAAGGUAUACUUAACUAAGUUUUUAAGAAACUAAAAAUUACGUAGUUUUAAGGUUUGUCAAAAUACAGCCCAGGUUUUGAGUCUGACAUUUUAAAUGCUCCAUGUUUAAGUAACGGUGCUACAUUUCCAUCAGAGUCUCCUGGGGCCAAUACUUCAUACGUCACUAAUUCAAUUAGCAGGAAUUUCUGUUGCCUAUUUGGCAUCAUCUUAGAUCGGUCGGUUCUUUGAAGCUCAUCCAGGAGCUUCUGUGAUAGCAACAGGUCCAUGAGCUUGAACCUGCUUGGGCUUUUUUCAAGUAAACAGGAUUUGAUCGCAUUUGUGUCUUUUAACCAUGGUUACUUUAUUACCAGAGUACCCUGGUAAACCAGAGACAAUCAUUUUAAAUAAUAAAAAAUGUAUUUUAAGAUAAUACAUUAAUACACACAGCCAGGUUUACUCAUUAAAAAAUAUAUAUUUGACAUAAAAAACUACUUUAGAAUUGUGUUAGUCUUUAACAACGUGCUGUACUGAUAAAGUAGAGUCGUGCACAAAGCCAAACAUCCAAGACAACAAACAUACAGCGAUAUCUGCACGUAAAAACUAUUUGAUAGAACCAAACUGAAUUAAAUCAACCAAAUAAAAAAAAAUAUUAAAAAGUCAAAAACAAAUCAAAUCUAGUAAGUUUAAGCACUGCGGUAAAAUUACUCUGCUUCAUGUAAAAAUGUCUAAUAAGUACUUCCACUAUGGUUCAUCUACAUUCAACGUGAUCUGGACCAGGAUGACUGUACGUGCAAUUUUUUCCAGGACACAUCCUUGAGAGGAUUUCUGUAUUACUUUGAUUCAAAGCAUCUUGAGAGCGUUUUGAAAACAUAAGAAACCGAUGACCUAGAUAUUUUAGGCAACACAGACAUCCUGGCCAGGACGCAUCCAGGAACAAUGGCUUUUAUGCUUUCACAUAAUCUUGACCCUUUAAUGUAACAUAGUCAUGUAACAAAUCUGUAAUCUGUAAGAUAUAGAUGUAAUUGCUAAUUACUACAUUAAAUAAAAAUUUUACAGCCUUCUCAUGAUACACAAA